Momordica charantia (bitter melon) is the source of this 1577-nucleotide messenger RNA. RefSeq names its product Purple acid phosphatases superfamily protein (gene PAP20). Gene Ontology annotation, molecular function: acid phosphatase activity; metal ion binding. Lineage: Eukaryota; Viridiplantae; Streptophyta; Magnoliopsida; Cucurbitales; Cucurbitaceae. The record is from RefSeq and is a predicted model, not a curated record.
ACGCAUCAUAAUUUCAAAUCUUCUCUUCUCUUCUCUUCUCGUGCUCUGUUUAUUCUAAAAUGGCGGAUUCACAGAGCCUAACGCCGUCGUUUCCGGCGGCGAUUAUUAUUGCCCUCGCCUUCGCCUCUCUGUUUUGUUCUGUUUCUUCUUACGACCGCCCGCCGCGGCGCCGGAAUCUCUUCUUUUCUCGCCGGCAAGAUCUCGAUUCUGAUUCUCCAGAACAGGUGCAUAUAUCGCUUGUUGGUGCUGACAACAUGAGGAUAUCAUGGAUAACCGAGGACUCUGCACCGGCUGUGGUGGAAUAUGGCACAUCCCCACAAGUUUAUAGCAAUGUUGUAAAUGGAACUACUUCAUCAUACAGAUAUUCCUUUUAUAAGUCUGGUCAUAUUCAUGAAGUAACCGUGGGUCCUCUCAACCCCGAUGCGACUUAUUACUAUCGUUGCAGUGCCAAUUCUGCCCGGAAUUUCAGUUUCAAAACCCCUCCUGCUCACCUCCCCAUCAAGUUUGCUGUCAUUGGUGAUCUUGGGCAGACAGAAUGGACCAAAACAACUCUACAAAAUGUAGCCAAAUCAAACUACGAUGUGCUGCUACUUCCUGGAGAUCUGUCGUAUGCCGAUUUCAUUCAGCCUCUAUGGGACUYGUUCGGUAGGCUCGUUGAGCCGCUGGCUAGCCAAAGGCCAUGGAUGGUGACUCAGGGCAACCAUGAAGUAGAGCACAUCCCAUUGAUUCAUUCUCAGUCCUUUACGGCAUACAAUGCAAGAUGGCACAUGCCUUUCGAACAAAGCUCGUCGACUUCCAACCUUUACUACUCAUUUGACACGGCCGGUGUGCACGUUAUCAUGUUGGGAUCUUAUACCGAUUUUGACUCAAAUUCGGCACAGUAUGAAUGGCUUGUUGUGGACUUGAAGAAGAUCGAUCGAGCCAAAACUCCAUGGAUCGUGGUGCUUAUUCAUGCUCCAUGGUACAACUCCAACACUGCUCACCAGGGAGAGAAGGAGUCUGUUGACAUGAAGGCAGCCAUGGAAGAACUGCUUUAUCAAGCUCGUGUAGACGUGGUCUUUUCCGGGCAUGUCCACGCCUACGAGCGCUUCACUCGUGUUUAUAAUGGAGAAGCAAAUAAUUGUGCUCCAGUAUAUAUAACAAUUGGGGACGGAGGCAACCGUGAAGGUCUUGCGAGCAAGUAUAUCGAUCCAAAGCCAGAGAUUUCAUUAUUCAGAGAAGCUAGCUUCGGACAUGGCCAAUUUGAGGUUGUGAAUGUGACACAUGCGCUCUGGACAUGGCACAGGAACACCGACACCGACAGCGAUGUAGCUGUCGUUGGCGACUCCUUAUGGUUUACGAGCCUCUCUUCUGAACCUGCCUGCAGAAUAUAAAUUAUAGAUUGUCAUUAUAGAUCUUGCUAAUUAACAGCCAAUUAAUAUUGGAAGGAAAAAGAAGAAACUCUCACACAGUCUAGCUUUACACAUGCAUGGAAGUGCAAGAAAUCAUCUCUUUUUGGAGGAGUUCCCUAGUAACAUUCUCAUGAGAGAUGACUCCAUUUUAUCCACACAUCAUUCAUAAUAUUUGGGUGUAGUUUA